AUGGACGAGAAGAAGAAUUUUGGUGCUGUGGCCCAUUGCCUUGCUAUAGGCAUCCUAGAUAGGCACUGCCAGGAAUCCAAAGCAGAUAGUGUAUCAGACAUGGCCAUUCAUGUCCAUUGCUUUGGGGGAGAUUACCAGGUCCUAGAGGCCUGGUUGGUCAAAUUCCCCAGGGCCUACUUUGGAUUUUCUGGAAUGGUGGCGAGAUUCACAUCUCAACAAAAGAGAGCUGUAAGGAGGGUACCAGAAGAUAGGCUACUCCUAGAGACAGAUGCACCCUACCUGUCCCCGAGAAAUAACAGGAUCAGCACCCCCAAUGAUAUAGGCGAGGUGGCCUACUUGGUAUCAAGGAUCCGUGGGACAACAGUGGAAUCGGUUCUCGCCACCACCACAGCCAACAGCCAAGCCCUGUACCACUUCUAG
Molecule: messenger RNA, 420 nt
Organism: Haliotis rufescens (red abalone)
Lineage: Eukaryota; Metazoa; Mollusca; Gastropoda; Lepetellida; Haliotidae
Exons: 1
Coding region: 1-420 (139 amino acids)
Molecular function (GO): hydrolase activity, acting on ester bonds
Source: RefSeq, a predicted model, not a curated record